AUGAAACAUGAUGCAGCCGAAAGAGCAAUCAUUCGGUACCAUCAGAAAAAAGAAGAAAUUGUUGAAAAUGGAAAAGAAGGAUUAGUGAAAAAAGAUGAUAUUGUUUACAAGAAAACAAGACUAGAAAAUGCACUAAAUGGAAAAAAUAUCCAGAUGCUAAUUGCAAUGAAAGGCAAUUCACACAUCUCAAAAGCAAUUAUUGAACACUAUCAUGAAAAAUAUGGACAUUGUGGCGUGAAUGCAACAAUGGGACAAGUGCAAGAAAUGUUCUGGAUGACAACUCUAAGGAGAACUGUGAAAGAUAAACUGAAAAAAUGUGCAACGUGCAGAAAACUAAACAGCUUGCCAUAUGAAUAUCCACAAGCACCUCAUCUUCCAAGAGAUCGGGUUACAGAAACAAGUCGGGCUUUCGAAAAUUGCGCAACAGAUUUCUGUGGUCCUUUCUUGACAAGAAAUGACAACAACAGGAUGAAAAAAGUAUUUAUUUGUUUAUUCACAUGCUCCACUUCACGAGCAGUUCAUUUAGAAACAACUGGAAGUCUAUCCACUCAAGAAUUACUUCUGGCACUUACUAGAUUUGUAAGUCGUCGAGGAGUGCCAAAAAUAAUGAGAUCAGACAAUGGAUCGUCAUUUGUUUUAGCAGCAGAAAUAUUAAAUCACAAUGUUCCAACCAAGGAAAACUUACAAAAAUUGCAAAAUGAAGCAGAAAAAAUCGGAAUCGAUUGGAGAUUCAACACAGCAGCUGCACCUUGGCAAGGUGGAAAUUUCGAAAGAUUAGUCGCACUAGUCAAAAAAGGACUUAAUACCUGUAUUGGAAAAAAUAUAAUUGGAAGAGAAGUUUUUGAAACUACAGUUACAAGAAUCGAAAAAAUCAUUAAUGAAAGACCAAUAACAGUGGCAUCAAAUGAAACUAAUUCAAAUUCUUGGGAUCAAAUUAUCAGACCUAUCCAUUUGAUAUGCCCGAAAUGGGAAAUGAAAGAGUUGAAUAUUCAAACUGAUUCUCAAGAAUAUGACGAGUACACCAGCUGGAUAAAAAGCUGUGACUCAUAUGUAACAAAGUUUUGGAAAAUCUGGAAAAAUGACUAUAUUUUGAACAAUGAUUAUCUGAAGAAACAAAUCAAGCUAAAAGGAGCCAAAAAUCAAAUCAAAAUACCCAAAGAAGGAGAAAUAGUUCUGAUAAAAAAUGACAACCAGAAAAGGAAAGAAUGGAGAAUGGGAAUAAUAACAGAAGUGAUAGAAUCGAGAGACGGACAAAUUCGAUCCGCAAAAGUGAAAAUGAAUAAUUUAAGAGGAAAGAAAAUAAUUACUCGACCAAUAAAUUUAUUGAUACCAUUAGAAAUCAGAUGCACAGAAAAAAUCGAACAAGAAAAAAGAACAAACCGAAGAGAAAAAAGAACAAAAACAGAAAAAAGAAAAAAGAACUGAGGAAAGAAAGACAAACACAAGAAAAAGUUCCAGAAACAAGAAAAAGUACACGGUUAAAUAAAGGAAUAAUCAAAAAGUCACAUUUAUUAUUGACAAUCUUAACUUUGGCGAAUCUACUACAAAUGUCAUCAGCAAGAUUACUACAAUCAGCUCCAUCAAAGUUGAAGUUGCCAAGACUUCAACGGCCUGGUGCCCCCUCAAAAGAUUUCUUUGUCCGACAAGGCUAUAAACCAAACGCAAAAGAAAAAGAAAACGUCAAUCAAAAAGAAAAAGAAGUUCUAACAUCACAAAACAUAAAUCAUAAAACAAAAGCCUUUAUAAUAUGCACAAAGUACGGCGCUUUGUUGAUAGACAAAGAGUUGGACCCUCAAUCAGAGUACACAGUGUGUGCCGAAAACACAUGUGUCAAAAUGAAAAGUGAUCACAAAACAGAACUUGCUCUGCCGGCAAAAAUAACAACACAUGAACAUCUUAUAACAUGGAGAAAAAAGCAAAUUAAAAAGAAUGAACAUCGUGAAGAAUCGUUCAAAUAUACAACAAUCAACAAAACUUGCCCAGCAAACGAGUUUUGCGAAAAAAUUGAUUGUUGGCUCUGCAAAGAAAAAUGGAGUAAUCCACAAUGUCAUCCAAUUUUGACUUGUUUAUUAGUAACAAUUCUAUUAAUUAUUUCAUGUUUGUCAAUUUUCAAAUGCUCAAAACCAUUUCUAACAAAAACAAAGAAAAAGUUAUCAGACAAAAAAGUGAGGUUCAAAAAAGCAGAUGAAACAAUUGAGAUAGAAGACAAGACGGAAGAAGAAGAAGAAGAAAUCAAAUCUAUACAAUCAAAUAAUUCAAACUUUUCUAAUAGAUCAAUUCAACCUUCACGAUUAGCAAAUAUACCUAUUUUGAUAACAAUUCUGAUGUUUAUAAUAAGUAAAGCAGAAGGUUGUGACAUGAUAAUACCGAUCAAUCACAAAGAAAUACUAAACGGAAAAUUAAAAUCUAUAGAAGAUAUCUUCAUGUCACCAAUGACAACAGAAGUGUGUUUGAACAUCAAAUACAACAAUCAGAUGAUUUCAUCUUAUAAAAUCAAAAAAGUUCAAACAAAACAAGUAUGCCUAGAAGGGAAAAAAAUUGUUUAUCAAAAAUGCAACAGUGGAAACACAAUCUGUAAAACAUUGCGGAUCUGUAGGAAAAUGUUCAGGAGGAAAAUGUAAAGAUAUCCACCCAGAUACAAAACUAGAAGAAUUAGAAUUUGCGAACAACUUUAUUGGACGAACAUACUGCUCAUCCAGCUGCGGCGGAUGGGGUUGCGGGUGUCUGUCACUGACAGACGGCUGUAUGUUCUACAGGAACUUCGCAAUAUAUGAUAAAAGAAAAACACUAGAACUUUUCGAAUGUGCCGGAUGGACAUCUGAAACACAUUUUUCAAUUGAAUAUAAUCACAAAACAAAGUCAAAAAAUGCAAGUAUUUCACUAAGAGAAGGUUUUUCAAAAGAAAUUCAAUUCGAUGAUAAUGAAAAAAUAACAGUGGCCUUGAUAUCAGCCGAUGAUGGAAUUGGACUAAAUUUUGUAUCAAAACAAUUUUUGAGGUUUGAAGACUCUCUAGCAAUGGUAAAAAUUGAAGAAAAUGAUAUUGCAGUAAAAUGUAAUGAAAAGGAGGAAUGCACAUACAAUGAAGUAUGUAAGUGCACAAAUGGAGAAGAAGAAGUAUUUUGUUCAUGUAAGGAAAAAGAUUUCAUUGGAAUGCUUAAUAGUUAUGACAGUCAACUGCCAAUAAUCAAUGAAAAGUGGACAAUAGAAGCAGUAGCAGGUGCUCCAACAAUUGUUACAAAAAGAGGCAAGAUACAUUUACAAGUAAUAAUGGAAGAACUUUUGGAAAACAGGAUAAUGUUUGAAAACGAGAACUGCUCAAUAAUUGAUUACACAGAAUUACAAGGGUGCUUUGGAUGCGAAAAAGGAGCAGUCGCAAGUUUAACUUGUGAAUCAGAAAAUGACAGUCAUGCAUUUCUAGAGUGCGAAAAUUUUGAAACAACUUUGACGUGUAAAAACGGUGGAGAGCACAAUUUGAUCCGAAGACAUUUUUCAAAAAGCAAAAUUAGCGAAACAUGUCAAGUAUCAUGUGGUGAUUUCAGAAUAUCAGUACCAUUUGAAGGAACUUUACAUUACAUCCCACCAGAAGAGAACGAAAAGGAAAAUGAAUCUAACAAAGGAAAAGAUAAUUUUGAACCACAUAUCCCAAAAAUACCUUCCCCAGCAUGGUGGACUACAAUAGACAUUAUUUUUGAAAACCUUCCAAAAAUAAUUGGAAUGCUCAUAUUGGGAAUUAUUGGAAUAAUUAUCAUUGCGAAGUCAGUAACAUGUUUACUGAAACUAAUAUAA
Caenorhabditis angaria is the source of this 3786-nucleotide messenger RNA. The record is from the annotation of a GenBank genome assembly. NCBI's taxonomy places the organism in Eukaryota, Metazoa, Nematoda, Chromadorea, Rhabditida, Rhabditidae.